Molecule: messenger RNA, 883 nt
Organism: Paramecium tetraurelia
Lineage: Eukaryota; Ciliophora; Oligohymenophorea; Peniculida; Parameciidae
Exons: 5
Source: RefSeq, a predicted model, not a curated record
AAUUAAUUUCAAAAUGUCUGCUCCUUAAAUUAUAAUUGAAUAGCAAUCUUAACUUAAUAGUCCAAUUGAAGUUGAUGGAGCUGUUUAUGUAGCAGCAUAAAAUGGAGAAAUAAUUUAAUACAAGGAUGGAUAAUAGAAAACAUUUUUUCAUGUAGCCAGUCAACCACAUUCAAUAAAAAUGGAUAAUAAGAAUAAGGUCUGUUAUGUUGCUAACAUGGCUAGAUAAUGCAUUUAGAGGUUUAGUCAAGAUGAGAACAACGAUGAAAUUAUUGAUUUCAUUAAUGAGUUUGAAGGCAUGCCACUUCUUGGGCCUAAUUCAAUUUUGCUCUCUCCUAAAAAUAACAUGGUUUUUUUUACUGAUUCUGGCCCUUUUGGAGAAACUGCAAUAGAUAACUGUAAAGGAUCAUUGUUCGCAGCAGAUUUAGAUAAUCUAACAUGCAAAGCAUUAGCUUUAUAUUGCCUUUCAUUUCCAAGUGGUAUCUGUAUGGGCAAUGAUCAAAAAACCAUAUAUUUAUGUGAAACAGGUAAGAAUAGAAUUCUAAGAUUUGUUUAGGCUAAUGCUGAAAUUUAUUACUUUAGUGUUUAUAUUCAAUUUUAAGGAAGGUUCGGUCCUAUGGCCUGUGCUGUGUCAUCAAAUGAUCUCUUAUACGUUGCGAGAUAUGAGUUCUCCUAAGUUACUGAUGAUGGACUAAUCAGCAUAUAUAAUUAGAACGGAAUCAAUAUCGAUAAUAUCGUACUACCUCAAUAUCCUGAACUAACUGGCAUGACCUUCUCAGUCUAAAAACCUGGUGUAUUGUACAUAACUGAGAAUUCAUAAAAGGGAAAGUGUUUAUAGCUCAAUGUUACUCCUUCAGACAAAAAAGAUAAAGAUAAGUUUAAGUGA